CGAAAGCUGUUUCUGGGGCCAUGACAACCUCACGCCUGGACUUUGAGGAGGUGGAAACUUUUCUGGAUAGGCACCCAGAGUUGCUUGAAGAUUACUUGAUGCGGAAGGGCAAGCAGGAGAUGGUGGAGAAGUGGCUGCAGAAGCACAGUCAGAGUCAGGGGACUUUAAGUCCAAAGCCCACUUUGGCUGGCACCGGCAGCUUGGCUCAUGGUGGUGGCAGAGGUGGUAGCAGCACUGGUGGUGGCACUGGACCAAAUGGCUCUGCCAACAGCCAGUUGGCUCCUGGUAGCGGGGACUGUGGUGGGAUUCCCCUGAGUCCCAGUUGGGCCAGUGGCAGUCGGGGCAAUGGGAACUUGCAGCGGAGAGCUUCUCAGAAAGAGCUCAGGAAGAGUUUUGCUCGCUCCAAGGCCAUCCAUGUGAAUAGAACCUACGAUGAACAGGUGACCUCCCGGGCCCAGGAGCCGCUGAGCAGCGUGCGGCGGAGGGCGCUUCUCCGGAAGGCCAGCUCCUUACCGCCCACCACCGCCCAUAUUCUUAGUGCCCUCCUGGAAUCAAGGGUGAAUCUGCCUCAGUACCCCCCGACGGCCAUGGACUACAAGUGCCACCUCAAAAAACAUAAUGAGCGUCAGUUCUUCCUGGAACUGGUCAAGGACAUUUCCAAUGACCUUGAUCUUACCAGCCUGAGCUACAAGAUCCUCAUCUUUGUCUGCCUCAUGGUAGAUGCUGACCGCUGCUCUCUCUUCCUGGUGGAAGGGGCAGCUUCUGGCAAGAAGAGCUUGGUCUCCAAAUUCUUUGAUGUGCACGCAGGAACCCCACUGCUACCUUGCAGCAGCACAGAGAACUCAAACGAGGUGCAGGUCCCCUGGGGCAAAGGCAUCAUUGGCUAUGUCGGGGAGCAUGGAGAAACUGUCAACAUUCCUGAUGCCUAUCAGGAUCGAAGAUUCAAUGAUGAAAUCGACAAGCUGACUGGAUACAAGACAAAAUCGCUGUUGUGUAUGCCUAUUCGGAGCAGUGAUGGGGAGAUUAUCGGUGUGGCACAAGCGAUAAAUAAAAUUCCUGAAGGUGCACCAUUUACUGAAGAUGAUGAAAAAGUUAUGCAGAUGUAUCUUCCAUUCUGUGGAAUCGCCAUAUCUAAUGCUCAGCUAUUUGCUGCCUCGAGGAAGGAAUAUGAAAGAAGCAGGGCUUUGCUAGAGGUGGUUAAUGACCUCUUUGAAGAGCAGACUGACCUGGAGAAGAUUGUCAAGAAAAUAAUGCAUCGGGCCCAAACUCUGUUGAAAUGUGAGCGCUGUUCUGUUUUACUCCUGGAGGACAUUGAAUCACCGGUGGUGAAGUUUACCAAAUCCUUUGAAUUAAUGUCCCCAAAGUGCAGUGCUGAUGCUGAGAACAGUUUCAAAGAAAGCAUGGAGAAAUCUUCAAAUUCCGACUGGCUAAUAAAUAACAGUGUUGCCGAGCUGGUGGCAUCUACAGGCCUUCCGGUGAACAUCAGUGACGCCUACCAAGAUCCUCGCUUCGAUGCUGAGGCUGACCAGAUAUCUGGUUUUCACAUAAGAUCUGUUCUCUGCGUCCCAAUUUGGAAUAGUGGCCACCAAAUAAUUGGAGUGGCUCAAGUGUUAAAUAGACUUGACGGGAAACCUUUUGAUGAUGCAGAUCAAAGACUUUUUGAGGCUUUUGUCAUCUUUUGUGGCCUUGGCAUCAACAACACAAUCAUGUAUGAUCAAGUGAAGAAGAGCUGGGCCAAGCAGUCCGUGGCUCUCGAUGUGCUCUCAUACCAUGCAACCUGUUCAAAAACUGAAGUUGACAAGUUUAAGGCAGCCACCAUCCCUCUGGUGUCAGAACUUGCCAUCGAUAACAUACAUUUUGAUGACUUUUCUCUGGACGUUGAUGCCAUGAUCACGGCUGCUCUUCGGAUGUUCAUGGAGCUGGGGAUGGUACAGAAAUUUAAAAUUGACUAUGAGACACUGUGUCGGUGGCUUUUGACAGUGAGGAAAAACUACCGGAUGGUGCUGUACCACAACUGGAGACACGCCUUCAACGUGUGCCAGCUGAUGUUUGCGAUGCUGACCACCGCUGGGUUCCAGGAGAUUCUGACAGAGGUGGAAAUUUUAGCUGUGAUUGUGGGAUGCCUGUGUCAUGACCUCGACCACAGGGGAACCAACAAUGCCUUCCAAGCUAAGAGCGGCUCUGCCCUGGCCCAACUCUAUGGAACCUCUGCUACCUUAGAGCAUCACCAUUUUAACCACGCCGUCAUGAUCCUUCAAAGUGAGGGUCACAACAUCUUUGCUAAUUUGUCCUCCAAGGAAUAUAGUGACCUUAUGCAGCUUUUGAAGCAGUCAAUACUGGCAACAGACCUCACGCUGUAUUUUGAGAGGAGAACUGAAUUCUUUGAACUUGUCAGUAAAGGAGAAUAUGAUUGGAACAUCAAAAGUCAUCGUGAUAUAUUUCGAUCAAUGUUAAUGACAGCCUGUGACCUUGGAGCCGUGACCAAACCGUGGGAGAUCUCGAGACAGGUGGCUGAACUUGUAACUAGUGAGUUCUUCGAACAAGGCGAUCGGGAAAGAUCAGAACUCAAACUCACUCCUUCAGCUAUUUUUGAUCGGAAUCGAAAAGAUGAACUGCCACGGUUGCAACUGGAGUGGAUCGACAGCAUCUGCAUGCCUUUGUAUCAGGCAUUGGUGAAGGUCAAUGUGAAACUGAAGCCAAUGCUGGAUUCGGUGGCUGUGAACAGAAGUAAGUGGGAAGAGUUGCACCAGAAAAGACUGCUGGUUUCGGCGGCCGCCCCCUCUUCUGCCAGUGUCAUGGUGACUGGGGAAGAAAGAAACUAAACUCCAUGUCUGCUGUUGCUGCAAAAUGAUCACCAGCUUUGGCAGUAGUGCCAGUUUGGGUCCUACCACACCAUCUUUUGUUCCUUUAAGCUCAGACAGACCUACAGUCUGGGGCAUGCACUGGGAAGCAUGUGUAGGCUUUCCCCUUGAAAUGUGGUCAGCAGGGGAGAACAUGACAGGAAGGACAGAGGAGGAGGUGGGGCUGGGAGCACACACUGGGACCCUCAACUUUCCCUGAUGAACAUCCAGGGGCUGAGACAGGCUCUGGGCAGAGGACCCAGACAGUCGCAGGACAGUGGGUCCUGCUCACUCUGAGUGGAGGGUACACAGAACAGUGAAGUCACGAGCACUGUUUCAUUUUGUUACAAACUAAACAAUGCCUGCUUUCCCUCCUCUCCUGAGCGCCCUUUGUGCCAGACUGCCCAAGAAUCCCAGUUUGUAUUCUGUAGAGGUGUUUUAAUUUUAAUUCUAAAACUUCUUAAUGAUAAAUCAGAGCCUUUAGAUUGCCUAUCGAAAGAAAAACUAUAUUAUCCUUACAAAUACCAAGCACUUCCAGUUUCCCUUUAAAAGGGCCAUGGUAGGAAUACGACAAAUGUGUUUGCUUGAUUGGUGUUUAUACAAGAUUCAUUAUACUGCAUUGGGAUUAUAUUUUCCUUUUUUUCAUUUUUUAAUUCACCCUUCACUGUAGACAAAUAGAUUUUAGGAUUAAUAGAUUAACAGACCUUAAUUAAAGUAAGAAUGAAAGGAAAUCUACAGCUGGAUUUGCCACAAGUGACAUACGAACAUUUAGGAACUAUUUCCAGCAGUGAGACAUUUCACAGGACGCUGCGUAGUCAUGGAGAAUGCUCACUGACUACCUUCAGUUCUCCAAAUGCGCUUUGGUAUAAAAUUUAAAGUUACUACCAAUACCUGCCUAAAACCAAAUCCUGUGGUCCCCAAUGUGGAUUUCUCCUUAAGUGUAGAACAAACAUUCUACAGAAAGCCAGGUAAAUAGUAAGUGAAAAUAAACUACAUUAAAUAGAUGCAGUGACAGGAAAGUUACCUUGCUCCCCAUCUUACUGAGCGAUCAGGAACAUGGUAUGCCUUAUCCAGAGACUGCAGGGCUAGAAGCUAGACUAAUACCCUUAGCUUUGGCAUCAUUGAAUGGAUGACUUUGGACAAGUCGUCUAACUUCUCUCAGUCUGUCUCCUCAUUUGUCAAAUGAGAUUACACUAGGAAAUGAUUUUCAGAUAUGUUUUAACCUUAGAAAUUCUUUGUUUAAAUGAAACCUUACAAGGAAUCUACAAGAUAUAUAUAAAAGACAAAGUCCUUUGUGUGGAGCCAGAAUGAAGGAUUCAAAUCCCUUGCAAAUUCUCAUUUCUUACUUCAUACAUGAUAGCCCAAAAAGGAGCUCUGAGGAGUUUGGAAACCCAGGGCUAGAUGAACAUUGAAGCUAGCUCUGGACAAAUCUGAAAAUUACAAACCAUCUUUAUUCCUGUUGUUAGCAGUCUGUAUCAGUUAUUAUCUCUACUACUCAAAUAUUAAAGAAGUAGGGGUCACUUUCCACAAUGGACAUUAUUUUCCUGGCACAUAAUAGACAUUUGGGAAAUGUUUAAAGAAUGGGUAAAAUGAGGCACCAAAAUGAAAGUGAUGGAAGAACAGGUAUUCAUAAGGAAGAUGUAAGAUUCUGUAUAUGGCAAGAAAUAAAGUUUUUUUUUUUUAAGUAUAAACCAGGAAAAAAUGGGGGAAAGAAGAAAAGUAGGAGGAGGAGCAAGAAGAGGAGAAUAAUGUGGAUGAGGAGGAGCAUAAGAAGAUAUCAUAAAAGGAAGACAAAAAUCAAAUCAAGGCAGGUGGCAAGAAAACUACCAAGAGAAAGGAGAAAGUCAAUCAAAAAAAAAAUGGUGCUGCCAGCCAAAUAAAUGAGGGUGUAGAUCGUGGCAUCAAUUGCUUAGAAAAGAGAGAUACUUGAGCAGGGAGGGGUUUUGCGGAAAAAAAGAAAGGAAAAGAGGGAGCCCUAAAAGAAGAAUGUUCUGGCCGCCCUUUACAGCUGUCUCUGCAGGGAAGACUGGAGAAACUCGAGGAGAAAAUGAGUGCAGGAAAAAUUGCCUCCACAGAGCAGGUAAAGAGGAGGUUGUUAAGAUUUAUGAAUUUUAUUAAGCCAGUUUUCUGAAUCACUCUGCUAUAAAGGAGAAUAGCUUCUGCUGGGCUAUGUCCCCUCCUUCAGGUGAGGAACAAAGGGUGGGUGGAGUCUGGGGCAGACCCUGGUCAUGUGUCUGCAGCUCUGAAGAACUGCAGGUGUUUCUGGCUAUUGUGCUACAUCAUGUUUAUGUCACAAAUGGGAAUUGAAAAUCAGGCUGUGUGAGGCAGAGAUGAACCCACAUCUGUUACUCACCUGCAAUAAAUAAAUAGCUCAGACAGACUGAUGCCAAUCUAUCUAGAGCAAAAUUUUAAAGCCUGUGCUUUAUGAUACAGCUAGACCCGGGGUACGAUGGAGACUGCAGGCAGCUGUAUGCACUGCAGUACCUUGGAUGUUGCUGCUGCAUAUUGCUAAGGGGAACAUAAUUUAUAGCACAGACCCUACGGCUUCCACUAAGGUUGAGUUUUUCUCUCAUUUUCUUGCCUUUUUAUUGGCUUCACUGCACGGUUGCCAAUAGCAACAUCCGCUAGUAGCAAGGGGAGUUCAACACCAUUGCAAUCUGCCAUACAGUGGAGCCCUGACAAUGUCAACCAUCAAUCAAAUAGCUGUUUGUAAUUGCCUCCAUCUAUUUCUCCUGUCUCAAGGUAUCUUUCCUAUUGUGGGUCAGAAUUCAGAAACUGCUGACUAAUGUUCCUCUACAACCAGGAAGCAGUGGAAAAGGAGGGUAGCAGUUUCCCUGAUGCCAAUAAACCCCAGGGGUCAGAGGCUGAACUCUUGGGAGUUUGAAGCAUUUCAAUCUCUUUUCUAAAUAGUGUAUAAUUGUCCAAGAAUGUGAAUUGUAUGGUGCCAUUUUUCUAAUCCUUAUUAUUAAUAUUUAUUUCCUAUUGAUGGAAAGCAUUUGAAUCUUCUUUUAAGACUAUAUUAUACUUGCUUCCUUGGGUUUCUUGGCAUUAAUGGUUGAAAUGAUUUCAUCCUACUUCUUCUAUGAGAUGAAUUUUUCAAACAUGCCAUUUAUUCUUAUUUGUCAGUAUGUGGAUAAUACAUGCACAACCUGCAGGGUCACUGUCAUCAGCACCAGUAGGGGCCACUUAGCAAACCAUCCAGGGUGCCAUCCAGGGUGCCACCCAGUGCACAGCAGACCUGGGCAGCAUCCUGGCUUGACCACGGCCUGGACCUUUUAAUUUGGAACUCUCCAGGUCUCAGUCUCUCCACUGGAAUAUAAAAGCACGGACUUUUAUUCAGUUUACCUUCACACCAAAUGACCAAGCUAUAUUUGACUUAAUUUUUUUUCCCCAGAUAACAGUUUAUAUACUCAUCUCAAAUAAAAUAGGAGCAAACCUCCAAGAGGUCAUUUUCUCACUAAAUUAGACAUUAUAUAUGUGGUACAUAGAAGAACAACCUUAACAUAAAUAUGUGUACACUUGCCUCUAGUGAUCAUGAAAGAUAUGGUCAGCAGUACAAUUUUUAAAUAUAUGCCCUUUCAUUUCAUAUGGACAAUUUUAGAUCAUCUCACACCAUACAUAUUCCAUAAAAAGGAUUCAGUUUACUUCAUAAAUAAACUUAUAAAAUGAGUCAAAGAAGUUAAACUGCAUGUGCAUUUUCUGUUUCUGAAAUCUGAGAGAUCAGUACAUUUCCAGGUAUUUCAUAUUUGUAUAUAUGUAGGGUUAGAAAUAAUCUCAG
Talpa occidentalis (Iberian mole) is the source of this 6618-nucleotide messenger RNA. It is a transcript of the gene PDE11A, whose product is annotated as phosphodiesterase 11A. Gene Ontology annotation, molecular function: protein binding; 3',5'-cyclic-nucleotide phosphodiesterase activity. Gene Ontology annotation, biological process: signal transduction. Bases 21 to 2822 code for a protein of 933 amino acids. The transcript is spliced from 20 exons. Lineage: Eukaryota; Metazoa; Chordata; Mammalia; Eulipotyphla; Talpidae. The record is from RefSeq and is a predicted model, not a curated record.